UGAGACAGAGAGAAAGUUAGAGGAUGUGAGCUGAUAUCUGAGUAGAGCUGGUGGUGUGUUGAGCUCACACACAACCACACACGUGUGAGUCUGGCCAAAAAGGAAAACAAACGUACUAUAGGUGGACAAAUAAUCGAUAAUCGAAAUCCCGAGUGUGGACCAUUAUUUUGAGUUGGAUGGUUGAGCCUGACAGUCUGAAGACAAACAUCCAGGACGAGGAGGAUCUACAGUCUGGACGUUAUUGGCUAAUGGGUCAUUGUGAUCUUUCAGCUGACAGGUGAGUGUAUGUGUCGGCCUGUAGAGCUCGAGCUUUUACCCAAACCCACAGAGAGCGAUUUCCCUCCUGUCUUGUGGCUCAAAAAUACUUCACUGUGAUUCAACAACACCGAAAUAGAGAAUCAGAAAGUCCCAGCACAGCAGAGAGGAGCGGAGGGUGACUGUGCAGAAACGUCAACAGCACUUUAAAGAACCAGAGCAUUCAGAUUGUUCUUCAGCGAGAAGACUGGAGUCUGCCGAACAGUCGGAGACGAGACACUGGGACAUUUUUAGAUUCAAGAGGAUUGAUUUAUUUGGAGAUGGAUGCAUUUUCCAGAACCAGAACAGUCUUGUGACAAAGUAAGGUUAAAGUAAUCAGGACUACUUUUAUGUGGUCGAUGUCAGGACACUGGACAACAUCACACGACUUGAGUUAACCGUUAGACUCCACAUCAUCCUUCACUGAGGAACAUCCUACCCCAACACUCACCAGAAGCCUCUCUGAGGCCUUGAAGGUCUCCACCUCUCAAAGGUCUCCUACACCAACCCAGUCAUGGAUCUGCAAGGAGGUCCAUACCUCAACAUGAAGGCCCUCUGCUCACCUCUGGGUGCUGCCCGCCUCUGCCAGUUAGCCAUGGGCUGUGCCGUGAUCGCCAUGGUGACCCACAGUGCCGGCUUCAGUGGCUCUCAUGGCGUGUUCUGCAUGGCAGCGUGGUGCUUCUGUUUCGCCAUGUCGGUGGUGGUGUUCUUCCUGGACGCCACUCGUCUCCACAGCUGCCUCCCCAUAUCCUGGGACAACCUGACGGUCACGUGUGCUGCCUUCGCAACGCUCAUGUACGUCACAGCCUCUGUGGUCUACCCACUGUUCUUUGUUCGGAUCGAGUGCCCGUACGCCGGCUGUCACGUCAGAGACUUCCGCAUCGCCGUCACCGUCUGCUCCAUCCUGUGCACUGUGGCCUACGGAGCUGAAGUGGCCUUGUGCCGAGCCAGGCCGGGCCAGGUUGUUGUGGGCUACAUGGCCACCGUCUCUGGCCUCCUCAAAGUGGUCCAGGGCUUUGUCGCCUGCAUCAUCUUCGGAGCUCUGGCUAACGGCAGCGAGUACUCCCACCACGCUGCCACAAUCUACUGCGUCGCCGUCUAUGUUCUCUGCUUCACUCUGACCACACUGAUGGUCAUCAUGACGGUGUGCGGGAGGACCAAAGCUGUGCGCUGCAUGUCCUUUGACCGCUUCGCAGUGGUGUGCACCCUCCUGGAAGUUCUGCUCUACCUGAGUGCGUCAGUGGUGUGGCCAGUAAUCUGCUUUGAUGCUAAAUACGGGUCGCCCUGGAGACCGUCGUCAUGUCCACAAGGGAGGUGUCCAUGGGACAGCAAGGUUGUGGUGGCCGUGUUUUCUUUCAUCAACUUUGGACUGUAUGUGGUGGACCUGAUCUACUCCCAGAGGACAAGAUUUGUCUCCUCAAAUACCCGCGCCAACCCGCGGGUGUAGCACUCGUCUUAGGCCCAUACCUAUAGUCAUGAUUUACUUUACACGUUGUGAUUUUGUACGUGCAUUUACUUGAUAUUUAAAAGUGGCUGAAGGGGGAGAAAUGGAUAUGAGGCCGAUGCCGCACAUGGUCGUCUAUUGAGGCACUCGGAUCCCCCAAAUUAAAUCUGGAAGUUCUGAGGAAUGUGAACAAUGAAUUUUACCCCUGAGUCUUCUGCCACACCCCAAUGAAGUGACACCUCAUCCCUCUGAUGACCUCUCCUGCCCUCUGAGAGAACGCUCAUCAUCCAAACAGCCAGGACUCACUGUCAUGUCGUACCAAACAAGACACGUUUCCUCUUCCGUCUUGACCUGUAGCAUAAACACACACACAUUAUCUACUAUUCAUCAUGUGUUUGUAUUCAAAUAAUACGUAAAAGUCGCAACUAUAUAUAGCACCUCUGAUUCUGGCAUGCGUGGCAUCCCUGUCAUCUAAAAACCGCACAGCAGUGAUCCACAGACAUUACCCCAGCUGCCAGGAAUACACAUGAGCUGCCUGCGCUCAUACUGAAGCUGUGAGACAACGCUCAGAAAAGGCCACUGCCUUUAUAAACUCUCUGAGAAAUAAAAACCUUUUUUAGUGACCAAGUGUAACCUCGGAAUGUUGGCCUAUUCUCACAGAAUGAUGACCUGGAUCAACGGGUCUAAUGGAAUAUUCACCUCCCAUUUUACACUGUCUGCUGGACGGCUGGAUGGUUUUUGCGUUAUCUACUCUUAAAAUAAACAAUAUUUAUAAUUUAUUAUAUGUAUUUUCCACAUUAUUAAUAGCUCACAUUGUUGUUUGUGAUGUGAAAUCUGUCUCUUGGUCACAUUAGAGAAUUAUAUUAAAGGCCUAGUGUGUAACAUUUACUGGCAGAAGUUAUGUUCAGAGGAAAACACCUACAAGGGGAAAAGCCUCCACAAAGGUUUUUAGUCAGGAAAUCACCAUCUGGACAUUUUUUGCUUAUUUUAACCAUAAAAGGACCAGAAAAUGGACCUGUAAGUAAGUGCUUUUGCCCAUUUUCCAGAAUAACGUUCAAUAUCUGGCAGUUAUUUACAAUUUACUACAUGUUAAAUUGUGUACUGACUAUUUAAAAUGAAGAAAUACCAAACGUUUAAUUUCGAAAAAAACACUGUAGUUGUACACGAACACCAGCUGUUAAACUUGAAAUUUAAACAGUAGAAAACAUAUUUAAAAUAACAUUUGUUUGAGUCUUUGUCUCAAUGUCUAAAAAGGGGUCGGAAAAUGCAAACUAUGUACAGAAGUUUUUUCCAACUCUCUCCACUCAAAGAUGCUGAUUUACCGGCUUCCUGCAACAGCGGGGGUGAAAUCACUGUAAUAACCCCACGUUACACAGCUUUCAGAAACCGUUGGAAUUAAAUACACUACUGACAGGUACAGUAUGUCUGUAUACGUGUAUAAUUGUUUCAUAAUUUUAAAUAUGUUUUUUUAUAUAUAUGUAAUGAAGGUAAAGGGCUUGCUCUGUGAAGGGUACCAUGUUGAGGUGUCACCUUGCACAUGAUGGUGAAUGGCAGCACAGAGAGAGAGAGUGAGUGACAGAGUAGAGAGAGUUGUGCAAGAACAUUAUCAUUUCUGAUGUACACACACACACACACACACACACUAUUUUUAUAUAUAUAUUAUAGUGUAUAAUAUUUUUUCAGCUGUGCAGAAACUUUACUCUGGAACUCUUAUCCGCCGAGUCAAACUCACAUUUACAAAAUCCCUUUUUCUUUUACUGUGGGGACCUCUUGAUCCCAGUGUUGUUCAGGUGGUUUAUGCAUAAUAUGCAUGUUGUGUGAUGACACCAGUGGAGCUUCAGAUACAUAAUUCAUGGUCACUUUCAUCACUGUGCAAAUUCACUGACGUUAUUUUACAUUUUAAAGACGAGAAUAGUUGACAAACUUGAGAAAUGACUGGGGCUGGUGACACUCGAAUGAAUUAAGUUCAUCGUAGACUUUAUAUCAAGACAAAAACUCUAUAUGGGAAGACAGUUUCAUAUCAUUUGAAGUCACAGAAUAGACCGUUUUUCUUUUAUUUUUGUUCAUAAAACAUAAAACUUUGAACAGUGACGUGUUUCCAAAUUUCACAAAUUCAAUCCAAUUUUUUUUUAAAUGUAGUACUUUUUUCUAUAUUGCACAUUCUUAUGGCCUCUGUAUAUAUAUGUUUUUAACAUAGUAAUAUGUUAAAGUAAGGGUUAAAGUGUGUAGUCAGUGCAUGUGCAACAUUUAAUUUGCACCUCUGAGGGUGAACCUGAGAUAAGAGGAGAUGUGAUCCACUCAGUCUGUCUUUGUUUAUUUGCCCUAGACUUUUCAUUUCAUUUCUGCCCCAAACCGCCUCUCUCUCCUGUUCCUCUCCAUCCUUCACUCCUCUCCCCGCUUUGAUCUUUGGUCAUCUCUCUAAUCCAGGAUCAAUGUGUUCGCCUGUCACAUCUGAGAGCAGCCACAAACGUAUUAUAUUAAGUCCCCGGGAAACCGCUGUGGCACAGCAACCUGUCUCAGGGCUCAACAACAAAUCCAACACCAGUUGGUUCCUCUUGUAUCCAAAUCUGUUUUAAGACCACAGAAAACAUCACUGCGUGAUUUCAACAAUUUUUGUAACUGUGAUGUAUUUCGUUUUUUGCAGUAAUAAAUAACUUUGUUUUGCCACAGAAG
This is a messenger RNA of Solea solea (common sole), 4411 nucleotides long. Its product is annotated as myeloid-associated differentiation marker-like protein 2. Lineage: Eukaryota; Metazoa; Chordata; Actinopteri; Pleuronectiformes; Soleidae. The record is from RefSeq and is a predicted model, not a curated record. The coding region runs from base 809 to 1741 and encodes 310 amino acids. The transcript is spliced from 2 exons. Gene Ontology annotation, cellular component: membrane.